AGAAGAGAGGGAGCAAUUUUUUUCGGAAAAGAUCGUUAAAGUAUGGUGAAUUUUUCUUAUUUUAAAAGGGUGCAGUUUUCAAACUUUGAUAAUUUUUUUUUAUUUUUAAAAAUUUUUUUAAAUUAGUUGACGCGAUUUAACAUAAAUAGUAGAUAAAUUUUAAAUAUCAUGUGUUAAUUUACAGAAAAUUCAACUCAAUAGAAAAAUUUAAUUUAGAGAAUUCAAGUCUAUAGUAAGGCAAAAAAAUAAAAAAAGAAAUUAUAAUUUUUAUGUCACAUAAGGUAACCCAAAGACGCGUCUGCAAAUAACAAGUCACACGCAUAAAUACUUUAUAAAAAAAAGUGACGCGCAUAAAUCAGAACGGAUAAUAGUAGCGGCUUCUAGGGUUUUCUCAUCAGACCACCGCCUCAUAUAAAUAUCUCAAUCCUCAACUUUUGAGUACUCAAUUGCAAAGAAUAACAGCAAUAGAGGUAAUCUUUAAAACUUUGAAUCACAAAAAACUAGGGUUUUUAGUAAAGAUUUGGUAUAUUAGGGUUUCGAACAGAUAAUCUGAAGCCGGAACGGUUUGAGUAUAAUCUGUUAAGCAAUCUUGAUUAAUUACGAAGAUGAAGAAAUCGAAUAGGGUUUCAUGGGCUCCAGGAGUUAAGCUUUGUCAGGUAAAAUUGUUUCUAUCAGACGAUUUCCCUAUAAAAGUUGGUGUCAAAACCCAAGAUCAUCUACAAACAAAGACAUCAUUAUUGUUACAUUCAAAGGGUGUGGACUCUGAUGGCCAUUCCUCUGAGUUUGAAGGUAGACAUCAUGCAAAUGCAUUGAAGGAGAAACUCUCCCGCAUACCACAGAUAAAAUGGAAAUGCCCUCCUAAAAUUGUUUUGGAUGAUAACUGGCAUGUGGCUGCUGGUGGAGAAAGCCAAGAAGCAGAGACUCAAAAGCGUCGGGAAAUGAGAGUGCUUGAAGCAGUUUACCCUUAUUUUGCUGCCAUUCCUCCCAGCCCUUCUGUAUCGUUGGAUGUGGAAGAAUGCCGUCAACAAGAUGAUUGCCACAUUCCUCUUGUCCCCAUCACUCCCAUUGAAGAAGGCAGUCCCGCAGAUAUGCUGUCGGGUAUGGCAGAACCACCAAAUGCUUCCCAUAACUCGCAGCCGCUAACCUUGGCCCAAGGUGUGUCAAUGUCUGGAAAUCCCAAUACAUCUCAGUGCAACGUCCCUCCUCUAAAACCAUCUGCCUAUGAAAAAUCUGCAUUUGAAACAUUACCUGGUUUAGAAGCCAAUGCUGCUGCUGCUGCUGCUGCAUUAGCUGCAAUUGUGAAGAGCAAUGAGCAGGGAAGCUUGAUUGAUACUGAUUUGCUCAUAAAAUUUCUCAGUGACCCAAAAAUGAUAGAGAAACUGAGUAAUGAAAAUAAAGCUCCUGCCAAUAUCGAAAAUGCCCCAAUAUCUGGAUCAAAGCCAAUGAUACCAUCAAUUCCCUUCCGCAGUUUAAAAUCUGAUGAGAUUAAGAAAUUUGCUAAUCAAUGUGAAGCACCGGCAAAUCCAGGAAUUGCACCCGCCACUCAGUCAAACCUAGUGACACCAUUGGUUCCAUUCCCAAGCUCAAAACCUAGUGUAGUAAUGAUUAAUGAAUAUAGAGGACCUGAAAAUAGCCGAAAUGAACCCAGGUCAAUUCAAUCAACUCAGUUUUGCCCGGAACCUGGUAUGGGUGUGCCACCGAUUCCAAUGUUGAAUCCGGUACAAAAUAUGGUGCAACCAGGCUUACCUGUGAAGCCAUGUCGAACGGACGCAGUUCCAACAUUCUCUCUCUCAGCUGUGACUGCUCCACCCGCAAAGGACUUCAAUUAUUAUAAGAGUCUUAUUAAACUACAUGGAGAGAGGCCAGAAACGCAAUAUUACAAACCGGUCUCACAUUAUGUACAACCUUACAAUGACUUACGAGGCACUAAAUUGGUACCAAGCAUUAUACCAAUUGAAUCAAAUAUGAAGAAUCAGAAGCCUUGCAUCUACUUUAAUAGCUCAAAGGGAUGCCGAAAUGGCUCUCUAUGCCCAUACAAGCACGAUAUGCGAAGUAAGUUGCGAUCUGGCGGCGCAUUGGAGGCUUCGAGUGCAAAGAGAAUGAAACUAGAUGGGGAAAUUACUGGAAGAACAUAAUGAAGCUACUUGCACCUAUAAAGUUUUUCAAACUUAAUUCAUGAGGCUUUGUACUUGUCUUCCAUCCUUGCAAAACAGUUGAGCACCAUUAUCAUUUAUUCUCCAAAUUUAACCAAUUGAAAUAUAAUAUUAAAAAAUGAGUAUCUCUAUUGUGAAA
Molecule: messenger RNA, 2292 nt
Organism: Cornus florida
Lineage: Eukaryota; Viridiplantae; Streptophyta; Magnoliopsida; Cornales; Cornaceae
Product: zinc finger CCCH domain-containing protein 30-like
Exons: 4
Coding region: 606-2135 (509 amino acids)
Molecular function (GO): metal ion binding
Source: RefSeq, a predicted model, not a curated record